CGGGAAGUCACCCAUUAUUGCCGCAGCAUCCGAAUAAUGUGAUAUGAAGGUACUAGGGGAAGACAAAAGGAACAUGAGGACAUUUGUUUUCAAACCGUUCUCUCAGAGGCCGAAAGUCGUGUCGAAAUGCUUUUAAAGGCCUUAACAAUCCGUCGACCGAUCUCCGCACAUCGAUAAUCCUUCUCACGGACAUCUUCAUAGGCGCAUCCUUUCGCGGAUAUAAAGCAAUUUCCCUUGAGUUCACUUAAGAAUAUCCAGUUGGCUAUGGGUUUCAUUUCCACUCUCGGAGUACUACUCUCCGGCGCACUUUUGGUUGUCUCGAAUGACGCGCAAUGCACUAAUCCUACUGUUCGUAGGGAGUGGCGAACACUGAGCAGAGACGAGCGAGCGGCAUGGAUCUCAGCAGUGAAAUGCUUGGCCGCGAACCCUCAUAACCCUGAUCUAAUUGCGACUGUGAAUUCCUCAAUCUCACAAAUUCCCGCCAUGAAUACCUCGGCCUCCUUCUGGGACGACAUCUCUUACAUGCAUAUGGAUUUGAAUGUCAAGAUACACCAAACAGGUAUGUUCUUGCCGUUCCACCGAUGGUUUGUCCAUUCGGUAGAGCAAGCGAUGAUUGACAAGUGUGGAUUCUCUGGUGGAUUCCCCUACUGGAAUUGGACCAUUGAUGCCCCCGACUUUUAUACGUCAUCCUGGUGGCAGGACUCAGACCCCGAGAGUGGAAUCGGUGGUUGGGGUGAUCCUGACAAGGAUUAUGAAGUUCAGGAUGGCGCGUUCGCCGGCUUCCCUCUUGCCUACCCCUCUUAUCAUCCACUUCGCCACCAGUACACUGCGCAACCUUUCGCAGCUUUCGCGGCUUCUAGUCCUACAAUUGCUCAGUUUUUCAACUCUACGAUGCUUGAGACUUAUGCCAACUCAACAUUCCACACCGAUCAGAUUGCUGCUAUUAUUGCAGGCAAUCCUGGCGAUUACGUCGGUUUCCAACAAAGCUUGGAUAAUUGGAUAGGCGCACAUGGCUCCGUGCAUGCAAUAACGGGCGGUGAUCUCGCAGGAACAUGUCCAGCGACCACAGAUGAUUGCAUUCCUGGUAACAAAUGGUCGCCCAACUCACCGCUCUUCUUCUUGCACCACGCGAUGAUUGACAAGAUUUGGUCCGACUGGCAAAAUUUGAACGGGACCAGCGCAACCGCCUUCUACGGUGGGUCAGUACAGGCAUUUGACAACACCACGUACUUCUCCGAAUAUCCUAAUGGUGCUCCUCCUAUGCUUAACACGUCCUCCCGAAUCUAUACGGAUAACAUGUUCCCUGGAGGAACUAUUGGAGAUGUAAUGAAUCACACUGCUGGUUACCUGUGCUAUGUUUACGAAUGAGACCGUGUACAGAGUGAUAACUUGUUGC
Messenger RNA from Lentinula edodes (shiitake mushroom), 1396 nucleotides. RefSeq names its product Di-copper centre-containing protein. The transcript is spliced from 8 exons. The record is from RefSeq and is a predicted model, not a curated record. Bases 265 to 1368 code for a protein of 367 amino acids. Gene Ontology annotation, molecular function: oxidoreductase activity. Lineage: Eukaryota; Fungi; Basidiomycota; Agaricomycetes; Agaricales; Omphalotaceae.